AGGGUUAGUUUUGAGCUACACUGUUUGCCGUAGUACACGGUAACUAUGGCAACUGUAGUAACGUUACAUCGUUAGUACAUCCAUGGUCAGACCCAACAUGACAAGAAGCAAACGGAGAUGUUGGACGACUAACGUUAUUUUUACAUGCUUUUUUAACAGAAUUUUGUAACUAGAAACAACUCGGGUUCGGGUUAUGUUUCCGUUAAUGUUGGCUCGUUGUUUUUAGUAAACAAACACCGACAUUAGAAAGUAGCUAACGCUGAACUUGGACGCGUUUAUAAUGUUUACGCUACCUGACUCUUUUAAUGCUUAACGUUAGCUAGCGUUACCACCUGGAAGCAAAAUAACUUCGUGAGGCAAAAAUUCAAAUGAACCGACAAUGUUUAGCUGAAGUAACGUUAGACGUUGAUGCAAAAAGUUCCUCGUAAUUUUGGAAAUGGAUUCAAGCAAAGUUGUGCACAGAAGAAAAGAAGACACUCCCGUAACGUUAUCCAGACCGAGAGCAUCGGAUAAGAGCCUGCGUAUUCAAGAGAUCAGCGUUAAAAAUCUUGAGCUCAUCAAGGUGAUUCGUCUUCUUGAAGAUCCGUUGACAGCUAACUUAAAGGAGAGGCACCGUUUUUUACUGAAAAAACUACUGAAGAGGAACCAAAUUGGCUUUCUUUUGAAGGACCUCACAGGUAUCGCCAAAAUACUCAACAUCUGUGCUGAGAAAGUGACAGAUCAUCCUGAAUAUGUGCCAGUUUUGUGUGAGGCACUUCAAAUUUGUAGGCUUCCCUUCCUAAAGGAGAAAGCAUCUGAUGAGCUGAACUACGCUCAGGACGUCAUUGAUUUCCUCUCUCACAUGGGCUGUCUGAUGAGGGUGUCAGAUGCUGAAGUGAGGCAGCAAAUAGUUGAGUCUGUGAAAUCAUUCUACAGCUGUGUGGCUCCUAAACAGCUGCUUGACGGUACGGACCGUCUCACCAAGCCAAAGCCUCGGACUUUCCACUCUGACAACAAAUUUUCUAGACUUUCACCGAGGCUUCAGCCAACCUCUCCAGGCUACAGGCUGCAGCUGCUGGAGCGCAGUGACCUGGCUCAGACAUUGCUCCUCUCCAUGGCGGCUCUGGACAACCAGCCCGCCAUCAAGCUGCAGCUCCUGCAGACACUUCAGAUACUCUCCAGCUCCUCUGAUAUCAACUGUGCAUUGAUACUGAAUGCACGAGGAGCAGAGAUGAUCUGUCUCCACAUGAACGAACCCGACCCGUCCGGUCAGGUCCUGUUUCGCUCCACCGAAAUCCUCUGGAACCUGCUGGAGAGAGGCAGCAAGGAGGUCACUGCUCAGCUCAGCAGCAUGGAGUGUGUCAUAUCACUGAAAGAAGCGUUUUUACACCAGCUGAUGAGCGGAUCCCGACAAUCUGACCUUCAACUCAGAAAUGAUCUGCUUGUGAUCACAACUCUCAUCGCGGAAAAUCCAAACUCUCUGCUUGUUGAGAGUUCCUUUGCCAAACAGCUGGUGGUUUUGGUCACAUUUCCAGAGAUGAAAAGUCACAACCCUUUGGUCCACAACCUCAAACUCACCUACAAUAAUGACGACUUGAAAAUGAAGAAGCUGCUGUUGAAUCUGUUGGUUUUAUUGUCAAAGGACUUAGGUGCCCUGCAGCUGUAUAAAGAGGAAAGUGUUAUGCUUGUUCUGCUGACGCUUGUAAAGCCGCCUGCUGCCUCGUCUGAGCCUCGGUCAGCUUCACGUCAGUGGUCCUCCGUCCAGCAGGAGGAGCUCCAGCUGCAGACGCUGGCAGUCCUCUCCACCCUCGCUCCUCUCAUGUUGGAUGACUACAUGUUCUGUCAGGGGAACGCGUGUCUGCUGCUCCUUCUGGACUGGUGCGUUGCUCAAGAUGCUCUCUUUGGUGAAGGUGACACAAGAGAAAGAGGCAGUAGGAAGGCUCAGAUGCGACAUUGUAUCAGAGUGCUGAGAUCUGUGACGUCUUUAGGUGAAGACUCAGUCCACCUGGACCUUUGUGACCAAGGAACCAUCAACCAGCUCCUUGGGAUUUUAAUGCAGAUGGAGGCAAGCCCUGAUGAGGAUGAUGUAGUCACUCUGGAGAUAAAGUCAGAUAUUCAACUGAUACUUUCAGCGCUGUGUGAGAGUGACAUGCAUAGAAAGGAACUCUUUGGAUCAGAAGGAGUUGAGAUGGCAGUUCACUUCCUGAAGAAAGGCUCCAACAACUUCUACAGCGGUCUGGGACACAACAAGCUCAUCCUCUCCACAGUGGACUGCGUGUGGUCCUGCAUUGUGGGUUGCUACACCACAGAAGAUUACUUUUUGGCGAAAGAGGGGGUGUCUCUUCUGUUGGACUUACUCAGUUCAUGUCCCAGAUGCUUGCACUGCAACGUCCUCGCCACCCUGCUGGAGUUAUGUGACAACCCCAACACUGUGUCCCACAUCCUGAGCUGGAGGGACAGCAGCGGUCAGACGGCUCCCAGUUUCCUGCUGCAGCUGUGGAGGGAAGAGGAGGAAGAGCUCAGAGUCAGCCGAAACCAACACGGAGGGAUCUCAGAUCCCCGGAGGCCCCUCCUCAGUCACUAUCAGCAGGAGGAUACCCAGCGGUCAUUUCCUGCUAACGUACAGAGUUCAGCAGUGCUGGAACUAUCAGAGAACCUGCGGUCAAAGAUUUACUCCAUCUUCUGCAAACUUGGUUUUCAAGACCUUCCUGGACUGUCAAGAAAACAUCAUGUGACUUUGAGCAUCGUAAAGAGAUAUCUGGACUUCAAGGUCGGUGAGGUGUGGGAAGAGAUCAGCAGGGAGCUGAGUUUGGACGGUGUGACACUGAUCACCCCCGAUAAGGAGGCUCUGAGCACAAUCUGUAAGAUUUCUGAGGACACGGCAAGAAGGGUUGCAGCAGAACAAAACAGAAUCCUGGAGCUACAGAAGGAGGAGGACAUCGGCGAGGAGGAGCUCAUGUACACAGAGAUUAAGUCUCAUUGGAAGCAACAGGAGCUUACAGCCAAGUCUUGGGACAGUUACGUUUCCAAGACUUCCAACUAUGAGAUCUUAAAGGAAGUAAAAGCACAGAGGGAGAAAUAUCUUGAGUCAUCGAGACCCAACCCAAAGCAUGAGGAUGCUGGAGUUCAUCUUACAGAGCAUUUCAUUGGAAAGGUGAUGUCUGUAGAGAGGACAGAUUCUCAGGGGCCCGCAGGAGUGAAAUUGACGCUGGCUAGAGCUCCCAUCAAGGCUGCAGGUCAGGACGAAGUGGGACCUACAACACAGGACCCAGAAUACUUCAGCACUGCAUCUGUAAAAGAAUGAUGUUUAAUACAAGCCCUUUACAUUAUUAUUGCACCUUUAUUUUAUCUUAUAGAGUUUAAUCUACACCCAACACAAAACAAACUAAACUUUGCAGCACAUUGCCAACAUGUUUACAUUAAUUGUUGUUUAUUUCUCAUAGCUUCUAAUUCCUUUCCCAGCGUCUGUAGAUACUGAAGUGUUUUUAUCGGACAAGAGACUUGAGACAUGAGGUCACUUUAUGUGCACAAUCAGAACCUUGUAGUCUAGUCCACCUCCAGUCCUCUUCAACAGACACACACAGUGCAUCAAUCUGACUGACAUGUACAACUGUUCAUGUAUAUUAAAUAAAUUAAACAGUAAGUGUUUUUUCAGAUAGUGUGAUAGGUAAUUUAAGUAUUUGAUUUGUAAACUUUUUUUUCAACAUUCAGAUCAUUAAACAUAUAAUUAGAUUAGAUUUGUUUCUAUGCAUUAAUUCUCCAACAUGCUACCUUUAUAUAAACAACAUGAACAGUGAGGCCCUCAACAUGGAUUACUAAAUUACCAACAAAAUACAAACAAAAGUCUAAUUAUAUCCAGUAAAAGUUAAUCCUCAUGCAGUAUGUUUGGCAGCUGUGGCACCCAGGUCCAUUUAUGACAGUUGUUAAAAAUAUUUUCUCAGUAGUGUUUCUGGGUUACAUAAGUCACUGCAGUGCAUUAACACACAUGUUCCUUCAAGCGUGCAACAUGCUGCACAAAGCCUCUUCGUCUCCCUCUGCUCUCACCCAUUUUACUGGCUGGGUGACCAAAUCAUCUCUGACAGGCCGCGGCUUUUCAUGCAGCUUUGUGAGUGUUGAGCCCUGUCAGACUGGGACGUUCACACUGUACAAAAGAGCAGGGACACACAGGAACCUCUUCAGUACGACAGGCUGCCACUGUUUGUUCAGGCGGCUGAGGGGCUUCACAUGUCUGUCUGCGGGUGCUGAGCUGCUGCAGCCGUCGAUGAAGGUGAGGGUGAGCGCUAAUGGUUGCUCGUCAACUCCCUGAGGACUCGUUAACUUCAAACUAAAGGUUGGCUCGUCUGAGAAGCUCCAAGAGCAGAAAUGAUCAUCAGACUGGGACGACUGACACCAGGAUACUUCCGUCUCCUCCAGAGGCAGGUCUCAGGUGAGGUCCGGAUGCAGCCUCAGGGCAGUCUCCUUGAUCCCAUUGCCAUGACGAUGGCCACAGUGGGAAUGGGAGUGUCUCUGUACAGCGCCAGGCAGAUGGCAGAGAGGGUCCAUGUGAAACAUCCAAAUGCCUGAGAUUAGUGAGAAGCCGUGUGGGUGGUUUAUGUGGCAGAUUGUUUUUUUGUGUACGUCGCAGAAGGUUUGUGAUGGAGGUCGAGAGGGUAAAUGUGUUUGUGGUGUUGCUUGAAGGAAAAUCUAAGUGUCCCAGGAGAAAAAUGUGAGUCAACAAUCAGUCCCAGCAGGGACAUUUGUUCAACCAAUUUACACUUUCUUUGCAAUCUCAACAUUUAUAAGCAAUAUGAGUGAGCCUGCGGUUUGAACACUGCAUAGUUUUUGCAGGUUGCCUUUAAUUUCAUUAGUGAUUGCAUUUUUUAUUUUUCAACAAGGAUCUUAGCAUUAAAGUUAUAACUGCAGCCAUUUUUAUUUCCUGCUUUUUAUAGUACAAACAAAAAUGUUUGAAAAUAGCCUCAGAAAAUCAAAUACAAUAAUUAAGUAGGUAAUUAUCUCAGCACACAAUCUUAUUGUAUUUAUGGAAAUUAGUCACAAACACACUUUUUAUACAUAGGCAUGGCGAGUUCAUUUGAUACCUUGGUACCUUAUUUAAUGUAACUUUCAACAUCAAGGUAAUUCAAAUGGCUUUAUAUAAGAUAGAAAGGCAUUAAAAAAAAGAUAUAACAGAAACACAAUGCCAUGUGGGAGACAGUGCUAGUAGCAUUUAGAUAUGGAACAGAAGAUGCUCGAGAAUGGAGCCUUGGGGAACUCCAUACAGCAAUUUUAAAUGCUCAGAUGUGUAAUUACUGAUGAACGCAAGUGUCCCUCAAAUAGGAUUCAAACCAGUUUAGGCCAGAAAGCCCAACCCAGUGUCAUCUUUUUUUUAAACAAAACAAAGUAUUCUCACUUCAUUGGUUUGUUGAACUUUAGCACCUUAAUGUAUUGAAUUUAGAUUGUAAAUCCUAAAGCAGCAUUACCGCUUUGAGUAUUUAUUCACGAAGCAGACUACAAGCAGCUGAAUUUAAAGCUGUUUUCAUCAGGGCAACUUCAGUUUGUAAAUGUUCAUGUUCAUGUUUGUACUAGAAUUUAAUAAUGGGCUUGUCUGUAUAUGUAAAAUGCCACUAAUAGAAAUUCAAAUUAUUUACUUUGUAUAGUAACAAAUUUGGUAAAGUGAUGUAAUUCUCAAAUAAAUAUGUUUACAGAUUUGA
Messenger RNA from Etheostoma spectabile (orangethroat darter), 5666 nucleotides. It is a transcript of the gene cfap69, whose product is annotated as cilia and flagella associated protein 69. The record is from RefSeq and is a predicted model, not a curated record. The transcript has 25 exons. Gene Ontology annotation, biological process: response to odorant; positive regulation of flagellated sperm motility; olfactory behavior. The coding region runs from base 437 to 3283 and encodes 948 amino acids. Gene Ontology annotation, cellular component: sperm midpiece; non-motile cilium. NCBI's taxonomy places the organism in Eukaryota, Metazoa, Chordata, Actinopteri, Perciformes, Percidae.